Messenger RNA from Phanerochaete carnosa HHB-10118-sp, 1019 nucleotides. RefSeq lists its product as uncharacterized. The transcript has 2 exons. Gene Ontology annotation, molecular function: oxidoreductase activity. The record is from RefSeq and is a predicted model, not a curated record. Bases 1 to 996 code for a protein of 331 amino acids. NCBI's taxonomy places the organism in Eukaryota, Fungi, Basidiomycota, Agaricomycetes, Polyporales, Phanerochaetaceae.
AUGUUGCGCCCUCGCCUUCCGCUCUGCGCCAACCACCUCCGCAGACAGGGAACUCGCCACAGCCUGAACAGGCAGAUACCGACGCGUAAUUAUGCGUUACAAGCGCAACAGUCGCCUUCAGGCCAUGCACAGCGCAUCGCGGUGUGGGCGGGCUCGCUUGGCGGAGCCACCCUAGUCGCCGCGUACUUUUUCUGGCCAGACGUCUCUCGGUCUGCCCCAACGUACACCGACGCCACUCUCUCAUCUGCAUAUUUCACACCAGUUACCGUCACCUUCACGGAGCAAUGCAAAGACCCAAAUACAUGCCUGAUGACGCUCACCGUUCCUCGGGAAGCAAUACCGCCGCUGGGAGACGCUCCAUUUGCUCCCAUAUGGUCUAUCUUCAUCAAGGAUGAUGAUAUUCAAGUCGAACGUCCCUAUACUCCUCUCGAAGGCAUCGACGGAGGAGGGAAGAUGCGGCUUUGGGUGAAAAGGUACCCCAAGGGAGAAGUCGGGCGAUGGCUUCACUCGAAGCGCGUAGGCGACAAAAUCGAAAUCAGGGGUCCGCUGAAGACAUGGCCUUGGCAAGAAGAGACUUGGGAUGAAAUCAUCAUGGUUUCAGGCGGAACGGGUAUAACGCCGUUCUACCAGCUGUUGCAUUUCAUGCUGUUCUCGGGCAAGUCAAGCUCUUGGCGGACACGCUUCACCCUCCUACAUUCUUCCCAGACUCCUGGGGAACUUCCUCCUGCUGAGAUCCUGCAGCCGUUGCUCUCGUAUUCCUCAGCGCACCCGGAUCGCCUCAGGGUACGCCUAUUCGUAGACGAGCAGGACGGGUCAGACUCGGAAAGCGUGUCCAUACAGGACGUCCGAAUCGGUCGCAUCGACAAGCCAGCCAUACACCAGGUCCUGUACCCCACCCAAGAAGCCUCCUGGUGGCAAAGGUUAUUCCAUCGGUCCAAGUCGCCCCUAGGAGCGGACAAGAAAAUCCUGUUCCUCGUGUGUGGGCCCGAGCCGUAAAUGUUUAACAGCUGUUACACUCG